AUGACGUUGACAGAGACGCAAAUACGAAACAUAAACCUCAUAGAGGACUGGACCGAGAGCCGGAUCCGACGGUACUUUGAGACAGGGGUCGACGCGGCGGCGCCCACCUUCCCGCCGCCCGAGGCCGAGGUGUUCCGCACCUGGUUCCCGGGCCUCCCCUUGAGCCGCACGGCCUCCGAGAAGCCGGCGCUGCUGGUCCUCUGCUUCCCCAGCGCAGGCACCUCGGAGGACACCUACACGAGCGAGGGCACCGGGGUCCGCCGGGCCCCAUCCCCCCUCCUGGACUGGUGCCGGGCCAACAACGCCGAGUGUUUGGCCGUGCAGCCGCCGGGGCGCAACCUGCGCAGCAAGCACGCCUUUGCAGACAGCGCGGCGAGUCUGGCGAAAGAAUUGCUACCUGUGGUCGCGUCUCGCCUGGCCAGCACCCCCUACGUCAUCGUGGGGCACAGUCUCGGCACCUGGCUGGCCUUCGAACUGCUGUCGGCCGCCAGGGACGCGGGCCUGCCCCUGCCCCUGCACGCCUCCCUCUCCGCGCUGUGCGCCCCCGACAUCCCUUUCGACCAGCGGCCCUGGCGCCAGCAGCGGACCCUUGGCGAGGAGGACUUCAAGGCGCGCGGGAGUAUGGUCCUUCCCCUCUGUGUACCGUCCCGUGUGCAGGAGGAGUGCCGCGGCUGGAGUGUGAGCGAGAUCCUGUUCACGCCCGCGCUCUGGCCGACAUACCAGCCCAUCAUGCGAGCAGACUUCCGACUGUUUGACGAGUACGAGUUCACCAGAGCGGGGGAGGCGCCCUUUGACUUCCCCAUCCACGCCUACUGGGGCACCGGCGACCUCAGGAUCAAGCAGUGGAUGGUGGAGGGCUGGCAGCGCUUCACCAGCGGCAGCUUUGCCUGCACCCCCAUCGAUGGCAACCACCUGUGGAUCCAAGACAAGGCGGCCAAGCAGGCCUGGCUGGCAUCGAUCGCAAAGGAUCUUGAGGGUGUGAUGGGCUCGAGAGCCUGA
Messenger RNA from Auxenochlorella protothecoides, 999 nucleotides. Its product is annotated as Gramicidin S biosynthesis protein GrsT. The record is from RefSeq and is a predicted model, not a curated record. The transcript has 6 exons. NCBI's taxonomy places the organism in Eukaryota, Viridiplantae, Chlorophyta, Trebouxiophyceae, Chlorellales, Chlorellaceae. Gene Ontology annotation, biological process: lipid biosynthetic process. Bases 1 to 999 code for a protein of 332 amino acids.